AUGCCUAUUUCCACUGGUGAAGAAGUGAAGUCCAACGAGUCGUCCAAUAAGAGACCAGAGUUUGGUCUUUCUGGACGUAAAAUCAUCUACGACAAAGAUGGAAAACCGUGCCGUACUUGUAACGAAUUAUCAGACUUUCAAUUCGUGACUGGCAAAAUAAAGAAUCCUAAAGCUGUUGCAAAGGCACAAGAAACCCCUAGUACAUCUCCCGGUGGCGAACUCAAGUACGCUAAAGAAGAUCCACCAGAUGUGGCACGAUUGGGAAAAUCAUCGUGGACCUUGCUCCAUUCAAUUGCGGCCACUUUCCCGGAAACUCCAACCACCAAACAGCAGCAAGACAUGAGACUGUUUCUAAACUUGUUUGCUGGAUUCUAUCCGUGCUGGUAUUGUGGCGAAGACUUUGUCAAGUAUAUAGACAAACAUGAACCGGAAACAAAAUCACAGGAUGAUCUAGGGAAGUGGCUCUGUGAGGCUCAUAACGAUGUUAACAAAAAGUUGGGGAAACCACAGUUUGAUUGUAAUUUUUGGAAAAAGAGAUGGAAGGAUGGUUGGGAUGAAUAG
Molecule: messenger RNA, 561 nt
Organism: Lodderomyces theae
Lineage: Eukaryota; Fungi; Ascomycota; Pichiomycetes; Serinales; Debaryomycetaceae
Gene: ERV1
Product: flavin-linked sulfhydryl oxidase
Exons: 2
Coding region: 1-561 (186 amino acids)
Cellular component (GO): mitochondrion
Molecular function (GO): flavin-dependent sulfhydryl oxidase activity; flavin adenine dinucleotide binding
Source: RefSeq, a predicted model, not a curated record